Messenger RNA from Solanum verrucosum, 1689 nucleotides. RefSeq names its product E3 ubiquitin-protein ligase APD2. Bases 1 to 1401 code for a protein of 466 amino acids. NCBI's taxonomy places the organism in Eukaryota, Viridiplantae, Streptophyta, Magnoliopsida, Solanales, Solanaceae. The record is from RefSeq and is a predicted model, not a curated record. The transcript has 10 exons.
AUGGAGGAAUCAGAUCGGAAUCGGUCAUUUUCGUCGGAGGUUAGGGAUGAGCAAUUUUCCGGCGAUGCAUCGAUGUCGCGACACGAGGAGGAGGUACCGGUGAUUGACGACGAUGAUAGGCGGCCUCCGUUGCCGUUUCCGGAGAGGAAUAAUGUUUUUCACAAUGCACCUUAUUUUCCGGCGACUGACAAUGAGGAAGCUGUGCGGUUAGCCAGAGAUGAUACCUGUUCUUACAUUGUUGUUAUUAUCACUUUCUGGUUCUUCGUCUCUAUGACUUUGAUACUGGGAGUUUAUGGGCCAGGUAAUUUGCAGCUUGGACCAAAUUCCUCAAUCCUGAUAAAACCUAAUCCCUUAUUUGUAAAAAAUAUAAAGGUGGAAGAGAUGGAUGGUGCAAACAAUAGACCAACGGUGUAUGGGUUCUAUGAAAAUCCGUCUCUUGAUGUUCUUGCAACUUCUACUGAAGCUUACAGAACCUCUCUUCCUGCAAACACUAACAAGCAAUGGAUAUAUUACUUGAAUCAAGGGUCUCAAAUAAACAUAUCAUAUAGUGUCAAGUCCUCAAGUUCGUUUGGUUUAGUCCUUAUUAUUGCUCAAGGAAGCGAAGGUCUAGCUCAGUGGCUUGAAGACCCAUCUUAUCCAAAUACAACACUAUCAUGGAAUGUCAUUUAUGGGAAUGGCACAAUCAGCCAAGACAUAGGGAAGUCCUCUAGUUAUUACGUGGCAGUGGGCAACUUGAACUCUGGAGUUGUACAGGUUCGGUUGAAUAUUAGAAGUAAGGUAUUGCUCUAUAAUACAACUGGUGCUUAUUAUGAGUGCAACCUCAGACAAAAACCAUGUGGAAUGAGCUUCUUUCUGGCCGGAGGAAAUGUUGCUCUUUUGACUUCUCCUCCUCAAAGGCCAGGUAUAGCUACUGGUAUGUGGAGCGUCAAACUUUCCUAUGGACCUCGGUGGAUCACAUAUCUUCUUGGAGUAGGUGGGAUGAGUUUUCUCAUUUGGUUGGUAUUCAGGUACUUGAAUAAUAUGCAAUCCACUCAUCUGGAAGGUAUUAGAGACCCAGUGGGGCCGAUGGAAUCUGAGCAGACCCCUCUUCUUUCACGCAAAGAUGAUGAUAUUGCAAGCUGGGGUUCUUCUUACGAUGGUCUUUCACAAGAUGAUGAGUAUAAUGAAGGUGUACUGGACCUCACUGCAGCUCAAGGGAGACUAGUUAAAGAUGGUGAAUACAACAGCAAUAUUCGCCGACUCUGCGCAAUUUGUUUUGAUGCGCCAAGGGACUGCUUCUUUCUUCCAUGUGGACACCAUGCAUCCUGUUUUGAAUGUGGAACUAGGAUAGCAGAAGUUGCUGGUACUUGCCCAAUCUGUCGCAGGCCUAUAAAGAAGGUGAGAAAGAUAUAUACAGUUUGAGUAGCCGAGAGAAAGCCAUUGUAGAUACAAUGUAAAUCAUGGAUAUACUGAGUACUCCUUCCAAUUUAUUACUCUUUGAGAAUUGAUGCUGUAAAUGAAAUAGUUCGCGGUAUUGGUAGGCUAAUCCAUUUCUUUUGGUAUAGAGGGCAGCACAUAUGUAUUUUCUAUGUGACAUACAAUAUUUGUAUCUUUUCCCCAUGGAUGUUUGGUUCUUUACAUUGGUUUACUCUACCAAGAAGCAACCAUAAUGUCAUGUACUUGAAACAUAUAGCUGGUGAAGUUCACACA